CGCUGUAGCGCCACUACGGGGAGUGUGCUAUUUUGACAUUGUUUGAUUUUGCAUGUGGAGUUUUUAGCUCGCUAACUUUUCGGCUCUAGUGUUUUGUAUUAAAAUAAGUUAGGAAAUGUUGUGUCGCGGUGUCAUGAGGGCUGUUCGUCCUUCUGCUGUAGGCUUGUUGUCCAGUCUUACGCUGAAGGAGAGCAGGGUGUGUCACAGGACACCAGUCAGCGUCUGCCACUACAGCAGCAGCGAAGAGGAGAAAAUCAGCCGCUAUCCUGUGCCUUACAAGAAAAACCUGCCCUAUGACAUUGUGGAGCUGAUGGAGGAGGUUGAGAUGAAGGGUGGCUUCCUGCCAAACGUGUUCAAGGUCCUUGCUCAUCGACCCGCCGAGUUCCGAGCUUUCUUUGCUUAUUAUAAUUUGCUCAUGAACAAAGAGACUGGAGGUUUGUCAAAGGCAGAUCGGGAGUUGAUUGUGGUGGCAACCAGCGCCCAUAAUAACUGCCUGUACUGCGUCGUAUCGCACAGCGCACUACACCGUAUCUACUCUAAGAAGCCCACGCUAGCGGAUCAGGUGGCAGUGAAUUAUAAAGUCGCAGAGCUUACUGCCCGGGAGCGAGCCAUGCUGGACUUUGCCCUGACUGUGUGUCGCAGUGACACAGUGACAGACGAGCACUUCAGCUCACUAGAGGCUCACGGAUUUGAUCGCGAGGAUAUCUGGGACAUCGCUGCCAUCGCCGCCUUCUUUGCCCUGUCCAACCGCAUGGCCCACCUCACAGACAUGAGACCCAACACAGAGUUCUACAACAUGGGCAGAGUGCCUCGAGACAAACGUCCACCAGGCACGGAGAACGACAGGCCAGAGUAGUGUGGGGAGAUGGGAAUAAAAUAUCAUCCUCACCAUAUCUGAAGAGAUUUUCAUGAUAAACGAUAUGUCACGUUAUUUAGGUUUGUUAAGGAAUUGUGAGCCAAACCAGCAGUGUCACAUUAAAAGGGGUUGAAUGUUAUUUUUACUGAACUGCUAACUUAUUCAACCAAUAAAAUGCAUCACGUAGUAGUACUUUUGAUAAAAUCUUAAAAUGAAGGUGGUUUUUAGGUGGAGUUGGUCAAUGUUAUAAAAGCAUCAAUAAUGCGUCAAUGUAUUAUAAUAUUAGUUUAUUGUGGUAUCUAAACUAAUAAUAUUAAAACAUUACCCGAGAGCAGAGGUUCUCACCUGAAUCUAGGCCAAAUCCUUUUCUAUCUAAUUGCUCAUCCGCCAGUUUAUCUGCCAGUUGGUGCAACCAGAUAAAUGCGUAUUGUGGAUUUGACAACUCCAACCCUAAAAAAAAAGAGCUGUGAAAUGAGUGUCCAUAAUCCGAAGGGACUCAUUAUCUUGUAUCCGGUCGUAGAAGGUUUUACUCUAAAAAGGGGAUAUUUUUCAGCCUGUCAAAAUCUUAAGCCCUAUUCAGACAGGAUUAGUUUUACAUGGGCAGGUGGGGGUUAUGUAAUCACUACUGGUGUAUCUCUGGAAUCAGAAUCCAUCACUGAGCCUCUAGAUUAUCAAUCUUUUAGUAAAGUUUUGUGAAUAGUUGCAUAAGCCAAACUGAACAAAAAUGUCCCACCAGAUUUACAAAACUUUCUGAACCAUUGAUUUUCUUUCUAAUUGCGUGUGUAUGUUGAUCACCCAUCAAGUAUAAAACAUGUUCCAGACACAGCUCAUUUGCAUUUAGUGACGCCCACAAAACUCCAUAAAAGGUCAAUUGCACAGACAGCCGGGAGCAUGAAAUGAAGGAUAAGGGUAAAAGUGAAAGGCAGAAGUGGAAGUUACUUUGACUCAAAAUGAAUGAUCAGGGUAAAGACUGAAAGUUAUUUUGAUGCACUUCUAUGCCACUAAAAUAUCUAAUAAUAUACAAUAUUAAUAAUAAUAAGUGUGCGCUAAAUCUUCCAUCAGCCGAGGCAUUUGUUUAUGGCUUAUGGCUAUGUGCUGAUAGACCGGCCCAUACUCCAUUUAUACAGCACCAUUUCUUUUGUCGUAAUUGAAUGAUUUGUUUAGUUGUCUUAAUUUAUGAUAUAAGUUUGUGUUGGCUGGCUUUCUUUACUUUUUAUAUUCUUUAAUUAAUGCCAAUAAUGUAAAACUACUGGCUUUCAUGAAAAUUUCUCCCAUCUUUGUGAGAUCUCUUAUCCCGAGUGAAUUGAUCAUAAUUACUACAGACAUCAUCCAACAACAUUACUUAACAGAAAUACAUCUGAAAAUCUUAUCCAGUCUGAAUAGUACUUUAAACUAUCUGUCUCUCCUGCUAAUUCCUGCUAUGCAAGGGCUUCUGGGUGCUGUAGGUUUUUAUGUAAUACUGAUGCAAUCAGAUGAUACAACAGAUUUCGGGUGUCUCAAGCUAAAUCUUUAUAAUCCCCAUUGGUAAGGGAGUACAUCUUGUGUUUUUUUAUAACAUUGUUAACCCUAUGUAUUUUCUAAAAUGUGUUUCUUCUUAAACUGAGCAGAUUUGUGGAUUUAGGCAUAAAAACAUAAUCCAAAUGUUACAUUUUGUGACCUACUCUGAUAUCUAUCAAGAUGUUUUCUUGUCUAAACAACAAAAGACAUUCACAUUGACCUAUAUCCUCUCAGGAAAUAGCUCUGUAUUAUUAAGAUUGUUUUCCACAACAUAAAAUUAAUGAUCUGGCUGUAUGAAUCUAUUGAUGUUUAGAUACAGGAGAGGAUCUGAUAUGUAUUGGAUUAUACAAAUGCUUUGAAAUAUAUAUGUGAUAUCCGAAUAAAAUGUAAUAUAUUCCCAAUAUCUCUUGCACUGUUAAAAUAAUUUGAGGUGGUAGUGUAAGUAUGAUAGCAGCAGAGGGAGACACCUCCCAAUGUUAGCCUUUGAACUUUCAUACUAUACUGUAAGGGUGACUUUAAUAUUCUUCCAUUAAUGUGUGUGAAUGUACAUGAAAUGUAAGAAUACCAUUUUAGUCUAAAGUUAUUAAAAGAAAAUAAAAUUA
Molecule: messenger RNA, 2955 nt
Organism: Pangasianodon hypophthalmus (striped catfish)
Lineage: Eukaryota; Metazoa; Chordata; Actinopteri; Siluriformes; Pangasiidae
Exons: 5
Coding region: 116-856 (246 amino acids)
Molecular function (GO): peroxiredoxin activity
Source: RefSeq, a predicted model, not a curated record